This is a messenger RNA of Cyclocybe aegerita, 780 nucleotides long. The record is from the annotation of a GenBank genome assembly. NCBI's taxonomy places the organism in Eukaryota, Fungi, Basidiomycota, Agaricomycetes, Agaricales, Hemipholiotaceae.
AUGGAUUUUACUCCGACUGCAGUCUGGCCGCUCCCAUCCAUCCCAAAUGCUAUUUUCGCCGACAUUUUGGCUGAUUACAACACUUCUCAACCGUCGGAUACCGACGCAUUCGACACAGGCGUAGAAGAGCGGGACAAAAGUGCGUGUAUCGUAUGCGGGGUUUCAGACCCCGUAGUGCUGCAACACUGUCAUAUCAUACCCCUGGCCGACUCGAGCACUUGGGAGCUCAUGCAAGGUCUACGCUAUAUCCCGAACAACGCUAAAUCAGUUCGUCACGAAUCGCGCAAUGGAAUCCUAAUGUGCUCAAACCACCGUGCAGGCUUCGAGAGCUACCGGUUCUACAUUCGGUGGAUUUCUGAGAGCAACGAAUUCGUCAUCGUCAACCAUUCGCGGAUGGCAGCUUGGGAAUCCUUACACGGCAAUGUGCUUGAUUUCAACACCAAUAUGAAGCGAUGUCCCUUCCCCACCGCCUUCCUCUGGCAUGAAUAUCGUGUUCGGGGCUUUCAUCCCACGUCUGACGACCGUCCUGUGACCUUCAAGAGAGGCGAUCUACGAGGCGGAAGAUUCUAUCGUGUGCGUGAUGGUGCAGGAGAGAGCCCUGAAGGUGCCAGCAGCCGUGAAGCUGAAAAUCACGGUGGAACUGGCGAGCGGGUCGAAGCCGAUUCGAAGGGGAAUGAGGACGCGAAUACGUCGAAUUUUUUUCCGAUGCGUUUGGAGGGCGACAACCUUGCAGCAUGGCUCAAGCAGCUCGGCAACACUCGUCGUGGAAGGACUGCGUGA